Molecule: messenger RNA, 1767 nt
Organism: Adineta ricciae
Lineage: Eukaryota; Metazoa; Rotifera; Eurotatoria; Adinetida; Adinetidae
Source: the annotation of a GenBank genome assembly
AUGGAAAUUUUACGUGCUGAAACCAAUGAAUUUCCUCACAUGAAAAAUACCGAUGCGUCCACGAAUAAUGACUCUUCGCCAGCCUCAUCGACAGUUGAUGAAGACGACGACAACUUUUCUAAUGUUAGUACAACUAAUGAAAAGCACGGUGGCAGAAAAUCGCCGGUUAGUCACGAAGACAAAUCGAAAACAACCGAUGAACAUCGAUCAAAUCAGUCUUCGCCACAACCACCGGUCGUUCAAUCGAUUGUUAAUCGAACAACAUCAACAAUUGAUUAUACGCGUCAACGUGAACGGCUGGCGAAAGAAUUGAAAGAUUAUGAAGAUCGAUGGCUGGCACAUCGAAAUUUCCUUCUCUAUACACAGGCGUUCGGUAUGAAACCCGAAGACCGAGAACGUUUAUUUUCACAAAUUAAUCCGACAAAUAAUGAUGAAUCAUUUUCACGCUUAUCCAAAGAUGAACGAGAUCGAUACUUAGCAGCUGCGCUGUAUAAUCAACAACAACAACAACAACAGAAUCCCUAUAAUUUUCAUCCGUAUCCAUGGACAGCACCACCAACAACAUCAUCUCUUGUGAUUCCAACAAUCCCAUCGGCUACUACUGAUCAACAACAGCAGGCCCAGCAGCAACCACCGAAAUCACCUAGUUCGGAUGACAGCGGCAAUCAAUCGAAUUCUGGCAGUACAACAGAAUGGACAUUCGAAGAACAAUUUCGUCAGAUUAGUUUUUAUCCGAUAUGUCAAAUCGAGCAGAAACUCUAUGAACUAUCUGAUGAACCAAAACGCAAAGAAUUUCUCGACGAUCUAUUUGCAUUUAUGCAAAAACGUGGUACUCCUGUUAAUCGAAUUCCUAUUAUGGCAAAACAUGUUCUCGAUUUAUAUGAAUUAUUUCGUUUGGUCGUGGGAAAAGGCGGUCUCGUAGAAGUAAUUAACAAGAAAUUGUGGCGUGAAGUGACGAAAGGUCUCAAUUUACCAAGCUCGAUUACCAGUGCUGCAUUUACUCUACGUACACAAUACAUGAAAUAUUUAUAUCCAUACGAAUGUGAGAAAUUACAAUUAAGUUCACCGGGUGAAUUACAAGCUGCUAUUGAAGGUAACCGACGUGAAGGACGCCGGCCGUCAUAUGCAUUUGAAUAUUCGUCACCACCACAAAUAAUGCCACCACCACCUCCUCCCCCUCCAACAUCCACAAGUGCCUUCCUUGCUAGCCCACUUGCACAUAGACCAUUGGAUCCUAGUCAUGGGCACGAGGCUAUGCAACAUGCAGCAAUGGCCGCUGCUGCUGCUCUCUCACAUCCAUUCUUUCUCGCAGCGGCAGCCGCUUCAUCACGUGAUGCGAAUCAUCCAUCACUUGAACAAUCGUCAACACCACGAAUUCCUUCGUUUGAUGACCAUCAUCCUCAUUCUCAUCCUCAUCAGUUACAGUCACCAUCACCAACAAACAAAUUGUUCGAACGUUCGUCUACCAUAGCAAAACGAAGUCUCUCGCCGUCGUUACUCUCUCGACACCCUCAAGAUGAUAAUCUGGGCUCACCGAUGAAAAAGUCUGCUACAUCAUUGGGCAAUAUCCGAGCAACAUGUUUUACACCAGUGACAGCAAACUCUUCCUCGUCGUCGUCAUUGUUAUCACCAGUCAGUAAAUUGAAAAUCGUUGCAAAAGAAAAUAAUUCUGAACAGCAACAAUCGAUUACGAUUUCAAUUGAACUAAACGGUGUCGCCUAUCAGGGGACAUUGUACGCAACAACGUUAACUGCGAAUAAAGAGUGA